Molecule: messenger RNA, 591 nt
Organism: Echinostoma caproni
Lineage: Eukaryota; Metazoa; Platyhelminthes; Trematoda; Plagiorchiida; Echinostomatidae
Source: the annotation of a GenBank genome assembly
AUGAAUACCAUUGAAGAAUCGUAUCCGUAUUUCAAAUCCGGUCGAGAAGCAUUUGAUGGACAAUGUUUGAGCAAUGUCCCGAAAGAACAUCAUCCCAAUGAAUCAAAUCUACAGAAGGCUUCCAAAGUGAAGACCCCUAAGGUGGACAAGAAGAAGAAGAGGAGGAGGAAGGAGAGCUAUGCGAUCUACAUCUACAAGGUGUUGCGCCAGGUUCAUCCCGAUACCGGUAUCUCCUCGAAGGCGAUGUCGAUCAUGAACUCGUUUGUGAACGAUAUUUUCGAGCGUAUUGCCGCCGAGUCCAGCCGUCUUGCCCACUACAACAAGCGGUCAACCAUCACGAGCAGAGAAAUCCAAACUGCUGUUCGUCUAUUGCUGCCCGGUGAACUUGCGAAGCACGCCGUUUCUGAGGGCACGAAGGCGGUGACCAAGUACAUUAGAACUUGGAAGGUAUUGUUCAAUUGUUCAUGGUAUUUGGCAGAUUUAAGUAAGCGGUACCCGCGAGUGGGUUCGAAUCCCAAAAAGGCUACAGAACUUUUCACGAUUCAAACGAACUAUCUUAAUUUGUGUUACGCACUACUGGAAUACUGGUAG